AUGCCACGAAUCACCCAAGACCCAAACCUGGCAGAGUCACCAGACUUCGACAGCGUCGAGUUCCAGGCCGUCUACGCACCCUUGGCCACAGAGGCAAACCCUGUCGAGAACAUCAUAGGCACGCUCAAGGCCGCCUGGACACGCGACAACGACGCAAAAAAGGCAGCCUGGGAGGCCCAAGUCGAGCAAGACAAGGCAGCAGAAGAAGCGACCGAACAAGAGUGCCAGGCAGCAGUAGAGGCGGAGGAGGCUAUGAAGGAGAAGGAACUUCAAGAGACAGAAGAGGCGAACCAACGCGAAAAGGAGAAGAGGAAGCCCAAGGUCCAGAACUUCACAGUCAACAAAGUCGUCGACAGUGUCUCUGACACCUGCCCAUCUCCAUAUGCCAUCCACAAGCUCCGCCAAGGCGAGCACGUCGAGCUCUACUACUUCACACCAGAAGCGUGCUCUGAAGCAGAAAGAGCGGAACAAACUGCAGCUAAGGACAACAUCACCUUCACGUCGGUUGGGGACCAGCUCUUCAUGAAGCCGGCAGCCGCAUACAAGGCGGCGAAGAAGGUCAUCCGGGAUGAAGACCUAACCUUUAAACAGUUAACGCUUGCCAAGAACGACAUGCUUUGCCACAUGGGCCAGGAGGAAUGGCCGGAGCAGCACGUCGUAGCCCUCGGCGUAUUCUUCUUCAAGCUGGAGAGCCAUCGCCUGCGAAAGCAAGACAGAGGUGACACCGUUGUGCUGCACUACCAGUCGCAGGUCCGUCGCGAGUGGACAGAGGCCCUCAAAGGUACCAGCGACGAGGACGUCUUUGACAUCAGCGUCAUCAACGACCUACGGCUUAACCAGAUGUACACCGAGCACCUCAACGCUCAACAUAGCCAAGGCGUUUUAUGGCUCGAGGAACAGCUCGCCAGAGCAUCAAUGAACACCCCCAGAGCGAAGCGUUACUGUUCACCCUCGCCGUCACCAGAAAGGGCCCGCCGGAGCGACAAAAGGGUCCGCGCAAAACCGGCACAGACCCUGGUCCAGUCGCCGCCACGAGAAACCAAGAAAUGUCGCAUCACAGAAGCAGCACCUGCACCAUCUGCCUCGGUCGAAAUCCCCACAACGUCUACAGUUGCGCUUCAGAAACACUGUGGGACAGAGUCACCCCAGCCCAUUGCACCAAAAGCGACAGGGGGCAUCUCCUCAACCCAGCGAACACAAUCCUUUGCUCCGACUGGCAACGCAAGGCCGGAUGCAGCAGCACAUCUCACGACUCCAAACACGAGUGCUCCGGUUGCGGAAAGCCGACUCACGGAGCUCAGACGUGCCCUCGAGGGCAAAAAGCUUAAUUCGGGGUCACCCUACAAGCCGGAAGCAUGGAGGCAGCAUCUGGAGCGGGCUGGGCUUACCGGAAAGUACCCAAAUAUCCCAAGCGACCUUCAGCGGGGAUUUGACGCAGGGAUUCCUGUCAUCCGCACCACAUUCACCCCACCAAACAAACAAUCCGUUGCGGACUUCAGUGACAAAUUCGAUGAAAACUCGAAGGCUGAGUUCGAGCGUGGCCGAUACAUCGGACCAGUCACAAAAGCAGAGACAGAAGCCCUCCUGGGUCCAUUCCAGACGUCUCCUCUCUCUCUCAUUCCUAAACCCGCGCAGCUGGGAAAGUAUCGUAUCAUACAAAACCUCUCGCAUCCGCAUAAGCCCACCAGCAAUAUCACAUCUAUUAACAGUGCCAUCGACUCAGACCGCUUCCCAUGCACAUGGGGAACCUUCUCUGUCGUCUGCCUGCUCAUUGCGCGCCUACCACCCGGUUCGCAAGCAGCAGUGCGAGACGUCAAGGAGGCCUAUAGAACCAUACCACUCAAGCCAUCGCAAUGGCCAGGCAUUGUCGUCCGCCUUCGAGGAGAAGAUAAUUUCGCCAUCGACACCCGAAACUGCUUUGGACUCGCAUCAGGAGCAGGCUGCUAUGGGGCAAUUGGAGACGCUGGGGCCCAACUCAUGCAGGCCAAUGGAAUCGGCCCACUCUCAAAAUGGGUCGACGAUCACCUGUUCUUUCAAAUACGUCGAGAGCACCUCUCAGCGUACAAUGACCAGCGUAGCCAAUGGGCAGCCGACAUCCGGGAGAACAGAGGGGAACUGCAUGAUAGAGGAAGACUCUGGUUCCGUGGGCAGCUCAUGCCCAACGGAAAGCCAGAAGAGUUCGACGAGGACGUCUCCUUUCCAAUCAGAGAUCUCUCGCAGGCAUCUCCAAGAUCGGAGGAGGAGCGGAGAUUCACUUACUGCAUGUCAGACAUUGACGCAAUAUGCAAUGAGCUCGGGAUUCCUUGGGAAACCGAAAAAGACGUACCAUUCCAGUCAGUCGUCCCAUUCAUCGGUUUCCUCUGGGACCUGGAUCAGCGAGAGGUCGCUCUUGCAAGCGCAAAGCAGGAGAAGUACCUCAAGGCUAUUCGGGAAUGGGAGAUGAGGAAGGAGCACAACCUUGAGGAGACGCAAAAGCUUUAUGGAAAGCUACUCCAUGCAUGCCUCGUGGUUCCAGCAGGACGUGCAUAUCUCACCAGCUUGGAGGCCCUCAUGGCAACCUUCCACGAUCGUCCUUUCAUGCCACGUACCCCACCAAGACAUACUACAAGCGAUCUACAAUGGUGGAAAGAGAAACUCCAACAACCCCAGAUCAUCCAGCCCAUCCCAGGCCCAGUCCCAAUCAUCGACCUUGCAGCGUAUUCAGACACUAGCUCAAAGAUUGGCAUUGGGAUUACCAUUGGAAACAGGUGGCGUGCCUGGCGUCUGCUUCCAAAUUGGAAAGGCGAGGGCAGAGACAUUGGAUGGGCAGAGGCCGUUGGCUUCCUCUUCCUCGUCAUUGCGCUCGGCAACACUUACCGCCACCCUGGCAUCCAUUGCCUGGUCUACGGCGACAACCAAGGAGUCGUCGAGGGAUGGUGGAAAGGACGCAGCAGAAACUGGCCAAGCAACCUUAUCUUCCGCGAUAUUCACUCAAUCGUGGAAGAGAACAAGUUCGUCAUCCACACCCAGUAUGUACCUAGCAAAGAGAAUCCGGCUGAUGGACCCUCUCGCAGCGAAUAUGGCCCACCCACCCACCUUCUUGCCGCCUUCGAAAUCCCAGUCAACCUCAGGCCAUACGUCACAGACUACGACACACCUCUUUGCUCAACUGAGCUCCAUCUUAUACGGGAAGGAAGAGCACCAAUGGCAGCCCCAAGACUCAAUGCAGCGUCAAGGCGCCAGCAGUGUAGAACCACAGACGAAGGCCAGGCACAACCAAAUCACAGCAUCCAAGAGGUGGACACAGUGCACCCCACCUGCCCACCAGCACCAUACCAAGAAGCACUUACUCCACAUUUCUCACUGCAACGUCCCCAUGUGCUCGCACAAGAACGGUUGACGUGUUGGAAGCCAACCACCCCACGAAAUGUCCUUGACGGUAAUGGCCAUCCCACCAACCUAACCGAAGCCAACCUCCGCAGAAUCCUGGAGGUAAUGGAGGGUGCAUGGGCGGAAGGCACGCGAGAGGGCUAUGGGUCAGGCCUGCUAGUAUACCAUGUAUUCUGCGAUCAGAAAGGGAUCAGCGAAGAGCAACAGGCGCCUGCGUCUCCCAUCCUCAUUGCCUCGUUCAUUGCUACUAUCACAGGCGCAUACACGGGAGGCACCAUUUCCAACUAUGUCUUUGGAGUGAGAGCCUGGCACCUUCUUCAUGGGGUCUCAUGGCGGAUGAAUCCUAGUGAGCUCAAGACACUCUUGAAGGCAGCUGCAAAGGCAGCCCCAGCCUCAACAAAACGGAAGAAGAGGCUACCGUACACAAAAGAGUUCAUGCUGGCUAUUCGCGACAAGCUGGACCUUGAAACGCCGCUGGAUGCCGCCGUCUAUGCAUGCCUCACAACAACCUUCUGGUCAGCUGCAAGACUUGGAGAGUUCACAGUUAAAAACCUCACAGACUUCAAAGCUACGCACCACGUCAAACCAUCAGACGUAAUAACCACCACAGAUGCCAACAGUUUGACGACGACAGCCUUUCACAUCCCAGUUACAAAAACGGAGCCAAUCGAAGGCGAGGAUGUGUCCUGGUCCAAACAGAAUGGGGAUACUGACCCAGCAGCUGCCCUCGACAAACAUCUCUCAGUCAACAACCCACCAAAGGAGGGCCCGUUGUUCGCUUACCACACCGCCAAGGGCUACAAUGCACUUACAAAACCCAAAUUCCUGCAGACGCUAGCCAAGGCCACUCGAGCUGCAGGUCUGGACCCGCUGCAAGGUCAUGGCAUUCGCAUCGGCUCAACCCUCGAGUACCUCCUAUGA
Molecule: messenger RNA, 4290 nt
Organism: Cyclocybe aegerita
Lineage: Eukaryota; Fungi; Basidiomycota; Agaricomycetes; Agaricales; Hemipholiotaceae
Source: the annotation of a GenBank genome assembly